AUGGCCAAUGCAAAGAGAAUUCUAUCGGGCAUAGCGACUGUCGCAUCGCUCUUUGGCAUUGUGGUUGCCAAUGAUCCGGUCCACGUGGAUGAUUUCUAUAAUAAUCCUGUCUCUGUCGCAUCUGCCGGCGCACCUCAAUGGAAUCUUCCAACUGGGAGUUGUCUUCCUGACGCCGCCAUAAUCAACGGCAAGUUGAACAACAAUUGCCACUCGCAGCCAAAUUGGAAUGGCGAGAACACGGAACUCUAUUCCUUCCCCACUUAUUGGGAUCUUCGGCGCUGCAGCACUACCGAGUUUCGCAUCGCUUAUAAUGUUUACUUCACGAAGGACACUGGCCACAGACAUGACAUAGAAUGGAUUGUGAUGGUAUGGAAAUCACACGAUGGUGGAAACACGUUUAUUCGUGAUUCUGUUGUUUUUGAACAAGACGGAUCUCAUCCAUCCAAGCCCUGGGACCAAAUUCAAAACACGUUUUAUGAUCAAGAGGAUUGGCUCUCCCUUGGCAACAAAAGCAAAAAUCACGCAAGGAUCUUUGUAGGGAAGUGGCACCAUUCGAUGCACGACGACCGCUACACUCAGUUCAAGAAUACCUGCCCGCCAAAUUCCGUGUCAGACUUCCGCACCGAUGACUUCUACUUCUGGUCUGCGCUUAACCUGACCCCCAUGGAUGUCAUCCCAACCAGCUGGAGUUACUCCCCAGCCGCAUUUGCUCGGGGCGAUGGAAUAUGUAACCUUUAG
Molecule: messenger RNA, 738 nt
Organism: Trichoderma aggressivum f. europaeum
Lineage: Eukaryota; Fungi; Ascomycota; Sordariomycetes; Hypocreales; Hypocreaceae
Exons: 6
Coding region: 1-738 (245 amino acids)
Source: RefSeq, a predicted model, not a curated record